Macroventuria anomochaeta is the source of this 2730-nucleotide messenger RNA. RefSeq lists its product as uncharacterized. The transcript is spliced from 2 exons. Lineage: Eukaryota; Fungi; Ascomycota; Dothideomycetes; Pleosporales; Didymellaceae. Bases 1 to 2730 code for a protein of 909 amino acids. The record is from RefSeq and is a predicted model, not a curated record.
AUGACGUCCGAGCGGCGAAACUCAGAUGAUACCAUCGCCUCCUACAAGCGGAAGAAGAAGCAAGACAAGCGACCCUCGCCUAUGAGUCAAGAAGAUGACGCGCAGUGCGACCACGAUGAAAGUGCCACUGGCGCUGCGAGUAGCAACGACAUACCCGACAAUGUAUCCAACGUAGAGACAGAAGACGAUUCUGAAACCGCAAUGCGCUGGAAGGAGCUCAAAGCUGCCAAAACCGAAGAGGAAGAAAUCAAACGCUACGAGAGGCUACAGACAAAACCACGUACAAAAGCCGAAGCUGAACAUGACGAAGACCUGCAUAAGCUCCGCUUGAGAAGGAUGCGAGAGCGAGAGGCCACUCACGAGGCUGAGAGAAAAGCCACACAAGCACUGGAGGCAGUGCAAGAACCCGUAUCGGCAAUGGACUGGAAGGCACAGCAAGUAGCAAGGGUGCAGAGAAUGCGCAACGGCAAGAGUAAGGCGCCUAAACCAGAACAAGCGUCAGCAUUAGUCCCAACAACAUCAAGUUCCGGCCACCGAACAUCAAGUGCUCAUGAGGAGCGGCAUGGAAUACCUUGCAACUUUGGGCACGAGAUUGCAUUCUUCGCUUCGAACCGUCCCAGUCUCAAACGAACAGAUACAGAAGUCCUUACAGAUACCAGUCGAGGGCCAUCGCCUCCACCUAACGCCCAUUGGCGAGAUCCGAGGAGGCAGCGAGGUCGACUUAAUGUUGAUUACAGUGGCAUGGACACAGAGUUCAUACUUGGAGGCGAGUUCGUUGACGACGUGAAUACGAUGCUCGACUUCAUCAACGGCUGGCCUGAGGCUCAAUUCGAAGACAUCAGGUAUGCUUUCGAGAGAGAUCCUGACAAUCGCGGCCGGAGGAUAGAGUUUAUCGAUCUGGGCGACAAGAAGUGGGGAGUUCGGAUUCUGAACCCGCUCAGAAAGGAUUCAGGCACAUCAUAUGCUCCCGCCGAUAUAUAUACACGCGACGAUUUGCCAAACGCCUGUCAAGAGCAUGGUUGUGACGAAGGAUGUCCGCGCAAGAUCUCCAUGGAGGAAAGAAUAACCAACCUGAAGAAGUUUCGAGAAGAACAAGACAGGAACACGUUUCUAGGCAACAUGGCUGGAGCCGGCUACUUGGCAGGUCCAUCGCUGGGAGUACUUCCUGAUGUAAUUGAUAUGCCACCUCCACCUAUACCACCCCGCUCAGACAAGAGAAAGGUGUCUCAUGGACUUCCUGAACUUAGCACCAUACCGCUGCAACCUCUUUCUACGCUUGAGUCUCUUCCGUCUGUAUCGGAGCCGCCCGGGAGCCCGCGCCCAGAGAACUGUAGCCUACCUGACGAGGACUUUACUGCAGAACAUAUCGAGGAUUUGGAACGUACGGACGCAAGUUUGGAGACCCAGAUCAAGCAGAUCAAGCAGAUCAAGACGACGAUGGCUCAGAUCAAGGGCCACCUCCAGAGCAAGCAAGGAGCAGAACCCAUUGGACAAGAUAUAGUCAAAGAGUGGCUGCAGAAUGCGAACAUCGUGUCCGAAUCCUCCGAAGGUACGAGGAAGAAAUCCGCUGCCGACAAGCCGGACCUCGGGCCUAUUGGAGGAAAGCUGGUGCACAACGAGAAAAUACCCACCGGUCCCUACUCCAUACGCGCUGAGGAGCACAGGUUGACCGCGGUUUUUGAUAAGCGAAGCACAGUCCCAGAGCUUAUGGAUGAGAACAUUCGCAACAGACCUCGGAAAGGGUACUACACGGCGAGAGUGCCACCCAAAAGCGACUCGGAUAGCAAAUGCAAUGAUACGCCACUACCUAGGAAGGCAGGGCGGCCUUCGAGCAACCAUGUCGAUCAAUCGUCUUCGACAAAUACUCAGCGAGUUAAGUUCCCAAGGAUAGAGCCAGCCUCCCGAGAGCGAGACCAAAGGAAGACACAGAGCAUACCGGCCGGUGUACCAAACGAGGGUGUGAUGGCUCACCUCGUACAAGGUUAUUCCAUUUCGUCACCUUCGCAAGAGCAGACUGGUAAGGAGGGCAUCCUUGGGGGGGACUUCGCUUCACAGUUUCAAGAUCCGAUUGGGGCGCGCAGACUGUCAGAAAGCAUUUCGGUGUUCGAGGAUACUCCAAUGGGCGAGGAUGUACCAAUGCUGCCACAGGACAUCCAGUCGCAGCCCCCUUCUGAAGAACCGGCUGUGGCUCCCUCUACUACGUCGCCAGAUUCUCGCCCACCGUCACGGCCAUCACCACGACGACUCGACGAGAUAGAUGAUGAUACUUCUGUUUGGGAUCCCGACGAGCAGCCUGUGGCUCCUGCAGCUCCUCGCAUACGCGAUGAUAUGGAGAUUGAUAGCGAUAUUCCGGUUUGGGAUCCAGUCGAGGAGCCUGCGCGGAGAAGUAGCGAUUCACGUCAAGAGUCUACACUGGAAGAGAGGCGUACUUAUCAGCGUCAUAUCAAGAACAUGCUACGUAAAACCAACGCGCGUAGAAAAAGGCGUGCGGCUCCGACCUCUCCGCUGCCGACUUCUUCGCCCGCCACUGACAGUCCGGAAGCGGGGUCUGAGGUUGAGGAUACGUCUAUACCUACGCUUACAAACGUUGUGCCCGCUCCAAGCCGCAUAGAGGCAGGAUCUGAGGGCGGUAGUAGUGGACCGGUGGAUUUAAAGGGUAAACGAAGGGCGAAGGCGAAGGAGAGCGGUGAUGACAAGAAGCUCUUAGAAGAGCUGUUCAGGAAAUUGUGA